This is a messenger RNA of Folsomia candida, 4051 nucleotides long. RefSeq names its product mucin-5AC. The record is from RefSeq and is a predicted model, not a curated record. The coding region runs from base 131 to 3790 and encodes 1219 amino acids. The transcript is spliced from 10 exons. NCBI's taxonomy places the organism in Eukaryota, Metazoa, Arthropoda, Collembola, Entomobryomorpha, Isotomidae.
CUCAUCCACAACUAAACUAAUACUUAUUUCAAUAAAAGUGAGAUUUUUGGGCUUACCAAGAUAACGGGAUAUACUAGAUUCAUUGUGAUAAUAAAUAACGAGAGAGUGGUCGGUGUCACAGGGACUAAAAAUGUAUCCACUCGGAACUCUUGCCAUAAUUGUGAUCAGCCUUGCGAAUCACUUGCACGCUGUUUCUCAAGAAAAGCCUGAAGUACCAAUUACCGGGCCAUCAGUGAUUCCAAAUCUUGAAAAUAAAAGAUUUUCACGACUCCUUCACGACAAUGCUGCGUCGCUCCAGUUUUCAUCCAUCUCUAACUUAUCACCCCCUCUUUCUGGGCUGCCAAAAGAUUUUAAAGAGUCAAAAUCUAAAAAUCCGAAGAAAGUGAGCUUGAGCAUUUCUCCGACGAAUUUUGGCCGUCGCACAUUGGACUAUGAUGACACUGACAGCUUUGAUGAAAAUGGGGAACCUUUGCAGCGAGUCAUCACUGCCCCACAAGCAGGAAAUGAAUACGUUUAUAUUCGACAAGGAGGAGUACAAACGGAUCAGCAACAAGCAGCCGCUGCGAGUGUGACCACCAUCAACAAGCAACCUUUAAGUCAUCGUGUUCCACUAACUUUGCUGAAACAAAGCAAUGGGAAAACUGUGAACUUGAGCCCAAUUUAUUCUGAGGAAAACGGCGGAGUGCAUGUCCCGUUGUUUUACCAGGAUAUGUUGAAUGGUAAAUCGGAUAUUGCAAAGGAAGAUACUGCUACCACCGUAGAUUUAGAUGACCAAGGGGACAAGGAAGAGACUGAAGUCACCACUUUCCCCACACUGCAAAAUGAUGAUCCUCAAAUGGUCGUCAACGUUGUCACUUCUGCACCUCGUAUUGAAGUUGAAGGGCAAAACGAGACUGUUUCCCCUGUAAUCGUUUCUGCAGCGAAAACCCAAUCAACCCCCGUGACGACUUCAACUACUUCUGCAACGACAACAACGACAACCAAGCCCGUGCUAGUGUCGACCAGCACAACUCCAGCAGGGGAUGACCUUAAGGAAAAUUUAGUAGUCCAGUCAUCCCGACGAAUCGGCGCUUUCCCCGACUUUGAAGACUCUCCAGCUCGCCUUCAAGCAUCAGAGAGUAAUGCGCAGCCAGCACGCGUAAAUGUUAGACCAGCCUCCUCUGGAAACGAUUACGAAUUCGAAUAUGUGUACUAUUAUUAUGACGACGAACCGGAAAUUUUUCCAAACAGUACGGAUAAAACGCCUGGAGCACACAAAAAGCUCGCUUCUGAGAACGGAGUUGGAGCAGCUGGGAAAGUCCCCGUCGCAGCGGCAUCUCCAGACGAUUUUGAUGAUGAGGACCUCGAAGAUGACCUUCCUCGUGCUGCUGCUCCAUCAAGGACUUCAACGCCCGCCACAACAACCCUUAGACCUACAACACCAACCACUACAACAACUACCAGAAGAGUCACAACCACCGCAUCAACUACAACGCCCACUACCAUUCGUGUUGUUUCACCUGCAGACAAAUUCUCCACGAGCGGUGUUAAUGAAAUCUCACGAUCUCCAAAAGCACUCCCAUCGGAUAAAGUUAGCAGCAGUCCAGAAGCCGACUAUAAAUUUGAAUCCGGGAAUUUUGAUCCAGAAUUGUACGAGUAUGAGGACGAAGAAGUCCAAGUGAGAGCAAAGGGUCAACCUCAACGACAACCUUCUGAAGAGGAAGAAGAAGAAGAGGAUGAAAAACCUGUGGCAAUGGUCGUGUUAGGUCCAACGGUUGCAGCUACAUUGACUCCCUCCUCCUCUUCCCCAGCAGAAGUACCAGAAAGUUUGGUACAGAAAUCUCAUCCUGCCUCCGUUAAUACUCCCAUCGUUUUGAAACAAUCCAAUCUUCUCCAAUCCGUUCCAGCAUCUCGACUCCAACAACAGGUCCAAGCAACGCAAGUCCCUCUUACCACAUCCUCUACAACAACUUCAGUUAGUGUGGAAAGUGAACCAUCGUCAACUAGGGCAAGCUCAAGCAGAUUCCGUGGUGGGUCCCCAAGAAUUCGGGGAGAAGUGAAAGCAGAGACUGAAACAUCAUCCACUGCCAGCGUUGACGACACAGAGACUCCAACUCGCAGUCGACCACCAACUUUCACCAGAGGACGAAUUCCAUCCCGCCGUCCUGCCGUGGAGUCUAAUUCCGCACCCAGCACAGAAUCUCCAGAAGCCGUGUCAUCCCCUCGACCUUCGCAUGCUCGUUCUCGAUUCCCUUCAAGAAUAGCAACGCCGACUGCUGCACCUUCCACUACAACGACCACCACAACUCCUGCUCCAGUCAUUAGGGUUGAGUCACAGUCUCAGACUGUAGAAGAACAUGAUUCAGAUGUCAAGGACAAUUUCGCAAGAAAUAAAGCCACCAACGACUUGUUCACAUUCACAAGACUUCAACAGGCCAUCAGCUCCAGAACUCCUGCUAGAAAAGAUCUAGGACAUGGCCCAGUGUUCCCCAAACAAACUUCCAGCUCAUCUACUUCAAGCUCUAGCAGUGAACAGAGCACUGAAUCAUUUGCUAGCUCGGAAGCCACCACAUUGUCCUCAGUUUCUGAAAUUCGAGUCGAAGAACACAUUCCAGCAAUUACGACGACUACGACGACUACGACGACUACUACCACAACUCCAAAGCCUGCAACGCUGGACAAAUUUGGUAAACAACGUAAUCGAUUUGGAACUGGAAGAGUGCGACCAUCCACACCUGCGGCCGAUUCUGACAGUCCAUCAUCUACAACUGAGGCCACGUCUAGAGCUCCCAGUCGAGUUCGAUUCGGAGGAGGACGACGAAGACCAACUUCAAACACUCCUGAAGCCAUUAGUGAAGGUACUUCAUCAUUGACCAGCCAAACAUCAGAGCCUGAAAAGCCAAGAGUUAUCCCAACAAGAAAUCGAUUCAGUGGACGCACCCGACCAACAACGGAGGCCUCUACAACUAGUUCUGGAUAUGAGAAAAAACCUGAAAAUGCGGAAUCUGCAUCUCCAUCGCCUGUUGGUGCAAGAAGACGACCAAUUUUCCAAGGUCGUAGAAGAAAUCCAGCCGUUUCAAACGCAACUCAAGAUGCUGGUAACGAUGCAUCCCCAAGCUCGGACCCUGUACCAUCUCCUUCAACUCAAGUUUCAGAUGCGUCACCUGUUCCCGAUUCUGAACGUAAACGACCUGGAUUACCAAAUGUUCAGCGACGACGACCCCAAGUUGGUGGACCCCGACGAGGUGCAAGAAUAGGAGGAUCUACGUCCACAACGGAAAAAGUGACGGAUCCGGCAGUAGAACAGGAUGCGGAACAAACUGUUGCUGUUGUUGAAAACAGUGAGCCUUCAACCUCAACAAAGCUUGCUGUCCAAACACCAACGGUGGAAAACCAACGAGGAACCACGGGAGUUUUAGGUCGUUUAAGAACAAAGCCCAGACUUGUUGCAACUACGACCACAGCCGCUCCUGAAGUAGUAGCGAAGGACAAGAAACCCAGUCGACUAAACGGAAUAUUGAACAGAAGAAAGCCAGGAACACUUGUAUCUCAAUCCGUGACCACUGCAGCUCCCGUAAAACCUGAGGAACAUGAAGGGAGCGAAGACACUAACAAUGCUCAAGAGCAAGAUGAUGCUCAACACAAGGGUGUUGUAGUUCAAGUGUCCAGCAGCGUUACAGAGUCUGAAGAAGUCCAUCAGGGAGAAGAGACCGAGCCAUCCUCGACCACUGCACCUUCAAUUCUCAAUAGAUUAAAGUCUCAAAGAAAACCUGGAUCAAUAUUUAGAAAAAGAACCGAGCCUCAAGAAUAAUAAAAAUCUGCGUGUAAUUUAAGUCAUACUAGAUUAUUAACAAAGAACGGAUUAGACUGGAUAACUCCAUUACCUACACACAUGGGUGAAAGCGUUGUUUUUAAUUAAGAAAGAAGAAUACUUAGUACUUACAACUCAACGACGCAAAAUUGUUUUUGGUAUUUUUUAUAAUUUGAUACUUAAUAAUAUUGUGUUAAUACUUCAUUAUUUUGUUAUACAAAUGCCAAGGAUAAUCCAAUGAAGCCAUAAUUUUGUACUCUA